AUUUUAUUUAUGUUGUGUUUGUAUGAUUUGAAUUUGCUUUAAUUGAACUAGGUUUUUGAUAAUUUUCAGAAAAGUUUGCAACUUUUUGUUGUAGGCUUUUGAAGUUUGGAUUUUUAAGGUUCAUAUUCUUAUCUUUUACAUGAACCCCAUGUGGAAUUUCAGCCUUAUUUUCAGUUGAAUCUUGAGUUUACUUUGUCAAUGUAUGUAUGUGAUCAAUCUUGUUAAAAUGUUGUUAUUUUGCAUAUGGAGUCCAGUUUUUUUUUUAAUUUUUUUUAAGCCUUAGUUUCAGUUGAAUCUCGAGUUCUGUUUCCUUUUGUGUGUAUGUGAUCAAUCCUGUAUAAAAUGGUGUUAUUUGUUUAUCGAGUCCAAUUUUUUUCUCUUUUUUGAUUUCUAUUGUGCUUGUAUGGUUUGAAUUUGCUUUAAUUGAACUGGGUUGUUGAUAAUUUUCAGAAAAGGUAGCAACUUUUUGAAUUUUGGAUUUUGUUUGUCCUUGAGGAGCUCGCUCAAGUUGAUUCUUUGGCUCCUCUCUGCUCAUUUCCUUUUUUUGGUUUCCAAUCUUUAGGCUAUAAAAAUGAUGAAUGGAUAAUAUUGUUUAAAGCGAAAAAGGCGCAUCUCCGGCUGUGUUGAUGGAGGUUGGUGCUAUGAAUCGAUUGAUUGGAAGGUGUCAUUGGCGUUGGUUUAGUUGUAAUUGUAGGUUUUUUCUUUUUUUGGUCAUUUGGGGCUAGGUUACUAGUUACCUUACUUGCUUAUGAGUUGUAUGCCAGUAAAAGAUGCAGAGAAGUAACUAAAGAAAAAGAGACCAAAUAGAGUGGACUACUUAGUAGUAGUUCUUGUUGUCGCACUACUUACCUUACUUAACACGAUUUCCUUAUAUAUGUCUAGAAAUCUUUGUCUUUUAGAGCCUGUCUUAUCAAUAUAGCUGCAGCUUUCCUUGUUUCUAUGACUUUGAUGACUAACCUGCUAUUAGAAUAUUAUUCCUUUCUAAAAUGGAUUUUACCAGUAGAAAAGAGUUUCGGGUCAUAUGUUUGUUUGCUCUAUUCUCACAUUAUGAGCAAAUGGAGUUCAAGAAAAAAAGAUUUGGAGCUAAAAAUUCUAAGGCACUCGGUCAAUUCCCAGUUGAGGCAAGAAACAAUAGAUUUACGGCGUACAAGGUUGAGAACCAUCAUCUUAAAAUUUGUGUUUUAACUGGGCAGCACAACGUAGCGAGUCGAAGCUUUUGUGCUAAUCAUAAAUUUAUUGAUUCAAUUUAUGGAACAAAAUGAACAUCCGCCGUGCAUUAUGUAUUCAAAGAUCUAGUGAAGCACAACACAGUAACAUGGGUGUCUCUGGAGCUAUGUCGACAUCUUUAUCCAUUUUGCCGUCAUUGGAAGAGAAGUAUCUGAAAGUUCCAGAUUCUCUUCAUGUGCUCACAGAAAAAGAGCAAACUAAGAGUGGAACAGUGGGGCAUCAAUUAUCUUCCACUUCUGGACCCCACAAAGAUUUUCACUUUUCUCCAACCUCUUCUCAAGAAAAUAGACGACAUAAUUACCCAUUUAUUUCAAGUGAAGCUUCUGCUGCAACCUGCCGAUCUUCACUCUCGAGUACACAUUCAACAUCAUUGGAUAAUUACCCCAUGGGGAACAACAAUAAUUCCUGGGGAAAAGAUGCAUAUCAUGACACUAUCGAUUUUCCUACGACUGUUCCUGUUCAGAAUGGCCAAGUCGAAAGCCUUGCAGCUAAGAGAUCUGAUUGGCAGGAGUGGGCUGAUCAGCUAAUUAAUGAUGAUGAUGUUUUGGGUUCGAGUUGGAGCGAUAUUCUUGUUGAUGUUAAUCCUCCAGAUUCAGAACCUAAGUUUCUGGGAGCAUCUGAAGUUCUUGCUUGUCAGCCCCAUACUCUUCCUCCUGCUCCACCGCUGGCUGCAUCGUCAGGGCAAAGUUUUCCAGUUGGUAGCCCGUCUUCUUCCACAGCACUAACAAAGCCUCGCAUGCGUUGGACACCUGAGCUUCACGAAGUCUUUGUAGAAGCUAUCAGUAAGCUUGGCGGCAGCGUAAAAGCUACACCGAAGGGAGUCUUGAAGCUCAUGAACGUUGAAGGCCUAACCAUCUAUCAUGUCAAAAGCCACUUGCAGAAAUAUAGAACUGCCAGAUACAAACCAGAACCCUCGGAAGGAACACCGGAAAAGAAUCCCACUAGUGUGACAGAGAUGCCAUCUUUGGACCUAAAAACGACCAUGGGAAUAACAGAAGCACUAAGAUUGCAGAUGGAAGUACAAAAGCAGCUUCAUGAACAACUUGAGAUCCAAAGAAGGUUGCAGUUGCGGAUCGAAGAACAGGGUAAAUACCUCGAAAUGAUGUUUGAAAAGACAAAGGACAUUGGGAAAGAUUUAAAGGUAUCAUCAUCAAAAACAGAUGGACUUCCUUCACCAUCAACCGAGACGAAGCAUUCGCCUCCCAACUACAAAUCAGAAGCACUCGAGAAGGAUCCUGUUAGUUUGAACGAUCGUUCAAGUUCCAUAGGGAACUCACCGGACAAUAAAGCUUGUGAAGAUCAUGACUCCGAUGGUAGAGACUCGUGUUCACCGCCAUCGAAACGAGCAAAAGCCUAUGAAAAAUUAGCUCUUCAUGAAUCUUGACAGACUCAUUUGUAAUAUGUAUGUAAAUUGUCUUUGCAAAUGUUGUUGACUUGAUGAAAGCUUCUAGCUUAAACAUAA
Molecule: messenger RNA, 2689 nt
Organism: Lycium ferocissimum
Lineage: Eukaryota; Viridiplantae; Streptophyta; Magnoliopsida; Solanales; Solanaceae
Product: protein PHOSPHATE STARVATION RESPONSE 1-like
Exons: 8
Coding region: 1259-2611 (450 amino acids)
Molecular function (GO): DNA binding; DNA-binding transcription factor activity
Source: RefSeq, a predicted model, not a curated record